Lotus japonicus is the source of this 2731-nucleotide messenger RNA. RefSeq lists its product as uncharacterized. Lineage: Eukaryota; Viridiplantae; Streptophyta; Magnoliopsida; Fabales; Fabaceae. The transcript is spliced from 14 exons. Bases 54 to 2507 code for a protein of 817 amino acids. Gene Ontology annotation, cellular component: plasma membrane. The record is from RefSeq and is a predicted model, not a curated record.
ACCUUUGUAUUUUCAUUCUCUUAGAAACCACCUGGGAAUCACAAAAAAAAAACAUGUCUCUCAAUUCGAUUCGGUGGCGUCAUCAUCUCAACGUGAUUCUUCUGCUCAGUGCUCUGUUACUUCAUUGUGCUCUCUCCUCUGCAAAUGAUGAAGUGGGCACCACUGGUGACUUCUUCACUGUUUCCAGCUUCAGCUACCCUCAGACUACUCUUAGACCCUUUGAUUUCCGCUAUAUCAGAGUUGAUAUACCACCGUGGUUCUCUGCAGUAACCAUAGCAUUGAAGUCAGAUGUAGACCUAGAUGUUACAAGAAUUGAAAGGGUUCCAAAAAGCACCCUACCAAUUAUAUGCUUUAGAGAUGGAAGUCCUCCGCUACCAGAUGUUUUAAACACAUCUCUAAAAGAUUCAGCUGUCUCAGGAAUAAAUGGUCUUGAUGUGGAGCAAUGCUUUCCUAUGGAGAAAAAUAUCAGUAUGAAAUUGACGAAUGAGCAGAUAUCUCCAGGUUCUUGGUACAUAGGUCUUUUCAAUGGCAUUGGAGCUACAAGGACACAAUCAAAGAUGAUUACCCGAGGCCCAGCAUACUCCUUUAGUGCCAAUAUUAGCGUGGCAGCAUGCACAAAUUCAAUGAUGAGUGGGAAGUUCUGUAACAGUACAGUCUAUCCACUUUCGUGCACAACAUCUGAUGUCUAUGAUACAUUGAAGGCUACAAUAAAGAAGCCAAUCAUGGAAAAUGCAACGACCUGCAAAAGUAAAAUUGAAACUUUUUGUGUUCAGGAAGGUCUACCAAACUUUUACUCCUUGGAUAUAUCAAAUGUGGUAGAAGAAGUGACCAUUAUGGUAGCAAAUGUCAGAUUAAAUAUUACAUCUUCAAGUAAUGCUUCUGGUGCAAGUGAUGUUAAUUUAUUGGGUUUUGCGCGCCAUGGUGCAAUACCUGCAGAUUCUGUGUUUGAUUAUUCCAGUAAUUUAAAUAAAGCCCCGAUGGUUAUUCGCUCUCCACGGAUUGGUCGUUUGUACAUUAGUAUAUUACCAGUUAAUCUUACAAAAAAAUUUGGAGGGACGCAGGAUGGCAAUGUAAAAGUUUGCUAUUCGAUGGAAUCACAAGUGCUACAGUGCCCACUUGGGAAAGCUGGACCAAAUUGCACAAUGGGUAGCUACAAUCUUCAGACAGUUCUAAGGAAAGGUCCAACCCCCUUUGAAUCAUAUUAUUUACCUGUCGGUGAAGGAGCAUCUUCUGCCAACUUUCCUCUUGAGCCACUUUCUAACAGCUCAUCAAACAGAGGAGAAACUAAUGACAUUUGGACUUACUUCACUUUCGACAUUCCUCGUGGGGCAGCUGGACGAAAUAUUCAUGUACGGCUAUCCUCAGAUGUGAAGAUCAGUUAUGAAGUUUAUGCUAGAUUUGGCGGAUUGCCUUCUCUUGAUAGCUGGGACUACUAUUAUGCUAACGAGACAAAGAAGAGUGAUCAAUCCAUGUUCUUCAUGGAAUACGAUUCAAGUGAUGACAAUAUUGAUUUUUACAUUAUUUAUGCUAGAGAAGGAACUUGGGGUUUUGGUCUAAGACAUCUUAAUACUAGCAGUGAUUCUUUGAAACAGCAAACUAUCAUGUCUUUGGCACUUGAAGGGUGCCCAAAACAUUGCUCCUUUCAUGGGGACUGUAAAUAUUCUUUUGAUGCGAGUGGAUUGACAUCAUACAGCUUCUGCUCUUGUGAUCGAAACCAUGGUGGCUUUGACUGUAGCGUGGAAAUUGUAUCACAUAAAGGGCAUGUCCUGCAAUCAAUUUUUCUCAUCGCAUCAAAUGCUGCAGCCAUAUUUCCUGCCUAUUGGGCCCUUCGCCAGAAGGCCCUUGCAGAAUGGAUUUUGUUCACGUCAAGUGGAAUUUCAAGUGGACUAUAUCAUGCAUGUGAUGUAGGCACCUGGUGUGCAUUAAACUACAAUGUUCUACAGUUCAUGGACUUCUGGCUCUCUUUCAUGGCUGUUGUUAGCACUUUUGUGUACCUAGCUACUAUUGGUGAAGUCUAUAAGAGGGCAAUCCACACUGCUGUUGCUAUACUUACUGCUCUUAUGGCUGCAACUAAGGCAACCAGGUCUUCAAAUAUUGUUCUUGUGAUUGUGAUUGGGGCUCUUGGUCUUCUUAUUGGAUGGUUGGCAGAAAUUUCAACAAAGUAUAGGUCCCUUUCCUUUUCACUUGGAUUCUCACCAAAUUUCUUUCUAAGUUUGCAAACUAUAAAGCAAUGGCUGUAUAAUCUUGUAAAGACAAUCUUGAGACGGUUCCGCUGGGCCUUUUUAUUGGCCGGUUUUGUUGCAUUGGCCAUGGCAGGAAUAAGCUGGACACUUGAAACCAGUUCAAACUACUGGUUUUGGCAUAGCUUUUGGCAUGUUACAAUAUACACAUCUUCUUUCUUCUUCCUUUGUUCAAAAGUAAAUAUUGUCGAUGAUGCUGAGAAUCAGCUACCGGCAAAUGAAAAUUAUGAACUUACUCGUCAGGAUUCAUUUCCAAGAGAUAGUUAGAAAAGCAUAUAUGGAAUUGGAAGGGUGCAAAAAGGAAUGUGAGGUAGAUUUGUUUUGCAUUUUAAUUUUGCUUUAAGGUUAUACAAGAAUGUUAGGCUGUCAUGUAGUAUAUAUGGUUGCUGACCAGAUAUGUAAACAAUGAGUAAAGAAGUCUCUUGUAAAUUCUUUGCUUCACAAGGCUUGCUUCUUUCUUUUAGUCAUAUAUACAUUUUUUUAUAUACAUA